UGCAGUUGCCAAAGGGACCCCGGAAACGCGCCGCUCGCGUCGCCAGCGCGCUGCAGAUCCAGGAAGCGGAACGAAUGAAGUUAAUUUCUCACAGCUGGUGAUGGCGGAUGCUGUCGAAAUAGAGACCAUGAAGAAUUAUAACAUAGCGUUUGAGAGGAUAGACCCGAACAUUAGCCGCUAUCCCUACUGUAUUGUAUGGACGCCAAUCCCCGUGUUAUCAUGGCUCUUUCCUUUCAUCGGACACAUGGGUAUUUGCACCUCCACUGGAGUGAUACGCGAUUUUGCAGGUCCAUACUUUGUCUCAGAGGAUAACAUGGCUUUCGGAAGACCGACAAAGUACUGGAUGUUAGACGCCAGUAAAGUGUAUGCCAGUGGAUCUAACGCAUGGGACACAGCAGUUCACAAUGCAUCAGAAGAGUACAAACAGAGAAUGCACAACCUUUGUUGUGACAACUGUCACUCGCAUGUUGCCAUGGCACUGAACCUGAUGUGCUAUGACAACAGCACCUCGUGGAAUAUGGUGAACCUCUGCCUGCUCUCGCUCGUUCAUGGCAAACACGUCAGUUGCGUAGGCUUCCUGAAGACCUGGCUUCCUUUCUGCAUCUUGACCAGUGUGAUCCUGGCUGUGACUCUGUCUCUAAACCUGCGAUGACCCAGCGGGGUCACACUCAGGCCAACGAGCUCGCCGCCCAUCAGAGACCCGUCACUCCAGCUCCGGCGGGACUCCACUGAAUGUCAACUUGAAGUCCAGCUCUUCGGAGCUCAACAUCAAACAUCAAACGCUAGACCUCUUUGUCGUAGGGUAGAGACAGCAAAUACACCAUGGCUUCAACGUCUUGUGGUGAUGUACGAAACGCUAUUCUCAAAACCUGUCUUCCAAAGGCAUGACUUUGGUGUCUCUUGAGGGUUAUGGUGCUCUUUUAUCGUUUGGUUAGACUUUGAUCUCCAAACUAUAACUGCUGUUUAGGAAAUAUAACACUAUAACGUGUAUAUAUAGUCUUAUAUUUUAAAUAUAACUUGAAUAUGAAUUUCUAAAGAUGCUAUGUUCUUUCUGAGAACCAAUGCAUUGUAUAUUAAGAUACUCUGGAAGAUGGAUUUCCUUUUAAAAUUCUUACUAUGAAUACGAAAGCUUAUUUAAAUGAACACUUUGAAUAUUUCAUUUCAUUUAGGAGUACCCUUUUAGUCGUUUUAUUGGCAAGGCUAACCGUCGACAUAAAUGUAGCUUGGCAUGCUUUAAAGUGUAAUUGUUUUUAUACAAAAAUCUAAUUGCAUAUGGAGAUUAGCAUUCAAAAAUUACUAGUUAAUGAAUAAGCAAAUCUGGUUUGCAUUAUGUAUUGAAAAGCAUUCUUUGCACUGCCUGGCCAGCUGUUAUUAUAUUGCAUAAUUUAUUGUUAUUGCAUUCAUUUACUAUUGUUAUGUUGCAUAAACCAUUAUGAAAUUGCAUUCUCAAGUUGAAUGUGAUGCAUUUAAAAGUGUAAAAUGUAUGCUAGGACUUAUUUUUAUCCAUUGGGAAUUGAUUGAAUCAGAAAAAAGCAUGCAUUCCUUCGCAGAACAGACCAGACAUGAAUGCGAAGGCUUGAAAUUUAAGUGACCUUGGUGAAUUUAGCCGAAAAGGACAGUUGUUUCAGUUUAGAAGACCUUUUUAGUUUUCUAACAUGCACUAAUAAAUCCUGCUCAGCAAGACCAGGAAUGAAGAAAGUAAAUGAUGCCUUUAAUAUAUCUUUGUUGUCCUGAGGAACACUUGAUUCACAUUGCAGGGGUUUUGGAUGUUCUGUUUGAAAGCUCUACUCUUUCAAUCAUGAACUAUUAAAUUAUAUAUUUAAUGCUUCCAUUGUUUGUUAUGUUGACUAUUGACUUGGUAUAAUGGCACAAUAUGCCUAGUCUAACAAUCAUAUCACAUAUAAGUGAUAACAUGAUUUAUGUUCCAUUAUAAGGUCCAGGGUUUGAAUAAUGCUCAUCAAAAUGAAGCAGGAACGCUGAAAUCUGUCAAGCACACAUCCAGGUCAUUAUUUCACCCCAAAAUCAAAAAGAAAAAUGGCAGAAUUGUUUUGGUUAAAGAAAAUGAAGCCUGUUUUAUUAUCUUUUGCAUGUGAUAUUAUUUCAUGGCAA
Sinocyclocheilus anshuiensis is the source of this 2109-nucleotide messenger RNA. RefSeq names its product transmembrane protein 222-like. Bases 101 to 652 code for a protein of 183 amino acids. The transcript is spliced from 6 exons. The record is from RefSeq and is a predicted model, not a curated record. Lineage: Eukaryota; Metazoa; Chordata; Actinopteri; Cypriniformes; Cyprinidae.